Spea bombifrons (plains spadefoot toad) is the source of this 8455-nucleotide messenger RNA. RefSeq names its product YLP motif containing 1 (gene YLPM1). NCBI's taxonomy places the organism in Eukaryota, Metazoa, Chordata, Amphibia, Anura, Pelobatidae. Gene Ontology annotation, cellular component: nucleus. The record is from RefSeq and is a predicted model, not a curated record. Gene Ontology annotation, biological process: regulation of telomere maintenance. The transcript is spliced from 21 exons. The coding region runs from base 43 to 8223 and encodes 2726 amino acids.
UCGCCGAGAACGUUCGCGUGAGAGACUGCGGUUGCUACCGUAAUGUAUCCCGGCUGGGGCCGCUAUGGCUCGUAUCCUACCCCCAGCGCCACCCCCGCCCCUCCACCUGCCCCUCCAGCCGUUGGCCCGCCGCCUCCCCCCAGCACCUUCCAGAGCUUCCGAGACCAGCACCUGGCCCAACUCGAGCAGCUUCAGCGGAUGCACCAGCGACAGCUCGAGACCGUGUUACCGGCCGGGGGACCGCCUCCGGCCCCCGCAGCAUUCCCCCCUCCUGCCUUUGGUAAGCGGCCUUUCUACGGACCCAGACAGCCCUAUACCUACCCGCCGCCCCCCUAUGGCCAGAGCCUUCCUCCCCCCGGAUACCCAGCCUAUCCUCCCCCUGAGAGCUCUGGACAGCAUCCUCCCCCGGACCCGUCUCAUCCUCCGCCUCCUCCUGGACCGGCUCCCGAACUUGCACAGCCUCCACCUCCUCCUGGGCCGGCACAGCCUCCCGAACCUGCUCAGCCGCCUCCUCCUCCUCCUCCCUCGGGACCGAUUCACCCUCCCCCAUCAGAGGAGCUUCCACAGGCAACUGAGACUGAUAACUCCCAAGACAAAGGGCCACCAGACACCUCGCUGGAGGAGCAACAUCAGUUUUGGUAUAAGCAACACCUGCUGAGUCUGCAGAAAAAAGCAAAGGUUCGCCAAAAGGAGGCAACGGCCCCGGAUGGCCCUCCAGAGGCGCCUCAGGACAGUGGUAGCCAUGUCUCUGCCAGUUUUCCUCCUCCACCACCUGUUCAUGAGCUGAAGAACGAGGUCCAGCCGCCUUUACCACUAGAAGAUGUCAAACCAAAUGUGGAUCCACCAGAGGACCCUGAGCAGGCGCAGCGGCUCAAAACGCUGCAAGAGGCCGCGGCCCAUUGGCAACAGCAUGAACAGCACAGGCUUGGCUUCCAGUACCAGGGAAUCAUGCAGAAGAAUGCCACGUUGCAGCAGCUCCUACAGCGAUAUCAGCAGGUCACCCAGCAGCCACCACACCUAGCGGCCAUGACCGUAGAUGUCCAGUUACAGCAUUUUGAGAUGCAGCAGAAGCAGUUCCUGUCCCUGCACCAGGAGUGGGAGAACCAGUAUAAAAAAUGGCAAGAGUUGCUGCAGACGUACCCCCACAAGGACCAGCUCCAGGACUACCAAGUGCAGUGGAAAUCGUGGCAUGAGCAAAUGAAAACCACAAAAUCAUAUUUUAAGGAAAGGGUGACUUCUCUGAAAAGUAUGAAGCAGCAGUAUGGAGGCAGCCACUAUAUUGGGGGCGUCCCCAUGAUUCCUGCGUAUCCUGCAUAUCCCCCUGUGAUGCCCCCACCGGUGCCACCGCCGCUCCCGGCUGGAAUGAGUGUCCCGCCACCUUUUGCUGCUCCUGCUUCCUCACUUUUCAGUGCUGCGCCCCCGCUUCCUCCUCCCAUGACGCCAACUCCCUUUGCUGAAGUGCCUCCCCCGCUACCCCCUGUCACAUCCAACUCCUAUGGUGAAGUUCCUCCACCGCCAGUGACUUAUGCAGAGGUUCCUCCUCCCCCUCCAGUAACAGCAACACCUUAUGAUAACAUUCCCCCACCUCUGCCACCUGAUUCGUAUUCCGAGCUGCCCCAGCCACCUCCGCCACCUGUCGCAUCUGCCGUGAGUAGUGCCGUGCCUCCGGACACAUCAUAUUCCUACUCUGCAGACACAGCGGCCGCUCUUGUUUCCUCUGUUCCCGCAGACACAAAUGACUCUGGUCUACCGCCUUUUGCUCUGCCUAAUACAAGUUUUACUGGAGCUGGUCAAACCGCUGUAGAUACCUUCAACCUGGUGCCGGGAUCAUCCGCAACUUCCAAUCUCCCAGAUAAACUGUCAGCGAAACCUUCUGCAGGCACCAGCACUAACUCCGUUCCUGAUUUUUCCUCCUACUGUCCUCCAAAAGAAGAAAAUAACCUAAAAUCUAUAGGCUCAGCCAUGAAGGAGAUAAGUGAGGGACGCGUCCCGUCCAAGGAUGAACAGAAGCCUCGUGAUGUGAAUCCCCAGGCUGGGCAAUCACAGGUCCCUUCCUUGGGUGCAAGUAACUCCGUGCCCCCUCCGCCUCAUCAGCUCAUUAGAGGGAUGCAGUUUGGAUCUGGACCGCCAAGGUUUGCACCCCAUGGUCGUGGAUUUCCACCUCCUAGAUUUCAAAUGCCUGACUCCCAAGGGGCCCAGAGCUCCCCCGGUCCGCGUCCCGUGUUUGAUGGUCAGACAACCAGCAUGGCCUCCUUAGGACCGGAGAAGCCAUCUUCCAGUCAGGGUCUGAAGAGUGGGAAUCGGUUGGGUUUUGCUCCUCAGUCCAACUGGAUGAAUGCAAGUCAAGCAACAGACUGUGAAGUUAGUGAUAAUACGAAGACUGUUGAUAAAAUACCUGGUCUAUCAGAAACCGGCAUACAGAGCAGUGUCCCGCUAACCGCAAGCAGUCCCUCUCCUAGUAAAGAGUCUGUGGCACGGAGCAGGGGCGCAGUGAAGGCUGGUAGUAGUUCAGGAAAAUGGGAUCAGACCGAGCCUCCUUCAAAAGGCAACCUUGAAAAGUCAAAAGAAUCUGUAGAAACGUGUGACAGGAAGGUGGGUGCCUCCCAACACGGGCACAUAAUGGGCAAGAACCAAGGUGGUUCAGGUGUCAAGUGGGACUGGCAAAAGGAAACAGCUGGGGUGUUCACAGAGGGCAAAUGGAGCGAUCAUGAAACUCCCAUAAGAGAAGGCUGUGUUAAGCAGGGUGAUUCGGUCCCUGUUAAGUGGGGUGGCCCCGAUGUUCCCGGUUUAGGAGUAGGGGUCAGUCCACGGGGAGCACCAAAGAGUAAUUGUGGAACCUAUGAAGGUCAGCAAGAUGAUGCAAAAAGUGCUUUGCCUAAUAGGUGGGAAGUUGCUCCAGGUGACAGAUGGCCCAAGCCUCUUGUCUCCCCACAUGAAAAAUGGGUUGAUCCCGGUGAGCCCCCAAAAGGUGACCCUUGUGAUCCUAAAUCCGGUGAUAAGUGGGGCAAUUCCCAAGACCCUACUCCCGAAAGGUGGUCUGGUCCUAAAGGUCCCACUUGUGAUAGAUGGAGUGGUCCUGGUGGGCCACCCCUUGAAAGGUUGAGUGAUAAACAUUUUGAAGUGUUUGGAGGUCCUGAUGGACCACAAGGUAGAUUGGGUGGACCCCCAGGGAAUAGAUGUGGUGCCCCACCAUGGGAAAGGUUUGGGGGCUCUGCUGGACCCCCAGGUGAUAGGCCUGGAGGACCAGUUGGCCCAUGGGGCCGAACUGGAGGCCCUCAACAAGAUAGGUUUGAUGGCCCCCCACGGGAAAGGUUUGACGGCCCCCCGCGGGAAAGAUUUGGCAGUCCUGAUGGGCCCCCACAGGAAGGGUUUGAAGGUCCCCCGCGGGAAAGGUUUGGAGACCCUGAAGGGCCCAUGGGAGGUAGAUUUGGUGGCCCUGACUGUCCUCCUGGGGACAGGUUUGAUGGCCCCGAUGGCCGCUCGCAUGGCAGGUUUGGUGGUUCAUUGCAUGCCACAUUUGGGGGUCCUGAUGGAUCCCUAGAUGAGAACUUUGAUGGCCUUGAUGGACCUCCUCAUGAGAGGUUUGGCAUCUCUGAUGAUCCCCCAGGAGAUAGAUUUGGAAGUAUGGAAGGUGGCAGGUUUGGACCCCCGGGUGAAAGGUUUAAUGGGCCCCCACAUAGGUUUGGUGGGCCUACUGGGCCACCUCAUGGCAGAUUUGGCGGCCCUUGGACUCCCCGUCCGAGGUUUGGCGAGCCCCACGGCCCUCCGCGUGCCAGGUUUGGCGAGCCCCACGGCCCUCCGCGUGCCAGGUUUGGCGAGCCCCACGGCCCUCCGCGUGCCAGGUUUGGCGAGCCCCACGGCCCUCCGCGUGCCAGAUUUGGUGAGCCCCGCGGCCCCCUUUAUGACAGGUUUGGCGAGCCUCACUAUCCCCCACAUGAUAGAUUUGGAGGCUCUCAUGGCCCUAAUAAGUUUGGUGAGCCCCACUGUCCCCCACAUGAUAGCUUUGGGGGGCCUCACGGGCCUGACAACUUUGGCGAGCCCCUCGGUCCACUGGAUGAUGGCUUUGAAGGACCAGAAGGCCCUCCCGAUGACAGGUUUGCCAGUCCUAACUUUGUCCCUCGGGAUAGAAGACUACCCAGUGAGCCCAUGCCUAGUGGAGACAGGUGGGGGGGGCCACCAAAUGUAGAUGGAAAAUGGAGGCAAAGUAAUUGGGUUGGGCAUGGCGAUCCCUUGCAGAGCAAGUUGAGGGCUGCUAGUGGUGACCUAGAGAGCAGAUUUAACAAAGACAGGCAGAUAGGGCAAACUGACCCGGAAAUGGAGCCACCUGGUGUCAAAGCCCGAUACCCAGAUCCUCAGCAGACUGCAGAAAUGGCGAGGGUUAGCUACCAAAGCCAGUUCAGAAGAGGAAUUCAGAAGCCUCUGGUUCCAGAAUUCAAAACUGAUAAACCCCCCCAGGGGGCUGUCGGCCCGAAGACCUCCGCUAUUCAGUCAGUUGGGUCACAGGCCAUGGAAAGCACUGGAGCAGGGGGGAUGAAAACAACGGAACCAUCGAAGGGGGAAAAGCCAACGUCUACCUUGCCCUCCAGCGGGGGCAUGCAUCCGCCUGCAGAGUCCGCCAACGUGGCAGGAGCACAGGUAGCUGAGCCUGCUAACUUAGAAGCACCAGGUGCGGCCGGACAUGCAACGACUUCACUGCCCCCUGCUUCUGCCAAAGCCGAGGGGCAGCAGCCCCCUGCGUCUGAUAAACAAAUGAGUUCAGUCGACACAAAGGGGCUCGUAACUAAUAAGGCGUCACUUGACAACGUCACUCAUAAGGCAGAUGAGCGACAGAUGCCGGAACCUACAAAGGAAGACUCUUCUAAGGUACCUGCGUCUUCUAAAGAUAUCCAGCCAACUGCCGUGGCCAAUAAGCCAGGUACCAAAGGACUGAUUCAAGACGCCUCCAAGGUUACUCCGAUGGCUUCCAAGGACCAAGACGGUCAGAAUCAGGUCCUCAGUACAGCUGAUACUAAGAGUCAGGGCCUUGCUAAAGAUAGUAGCGCUGGAGACAAGGGCCCACAGAGCGGUAACGUGCCGAUGGCUGGCUGUUCUACAGAUAGACCUGGUACGCAGCCCGUGUCCAAAGCGCACUCUCUGUUUAAACGAGACGCUGUGAAGGGAAACCAAGUCCAUGUUCCGCAAAGACCAAGUGAAAGUCUUACAUCGAACCCAGAACUGGCAAAUGCAGGAGCCCGAGUACCAGGACCGUCUAGAUUCGGUCCUCAAGCAAAUCAAGGGAUAUGUGGUCCAAAACCCCAUGGAAAACCUAUGGAAUCGCAUGACCCAGCACAAUGGUCCAGCCAUGGACACAGAGGGGAAGAACCUGUAUGGUUUGAUCAUCGGGGGCGAGGACGUGCCAGAGGAAUGGUUCGAGAAAGGAUUCCACCUAGGCCGGGAAAUCGAGAUGUAUUGGAAAUUUUGCGUGAUAAAAACUUUGGCCCUAGGAGUCAUUUUGGAAAUGAAAGACCGUUUGAAGAGUGCUUGGAUGACGCGCCACCUUUUGUCAGAGAGGCUUUACCCAGAGAUGCAAGAUUUAUAGAAGAUGAAAGAUAUCCUUUGGAUCAUUUAGCUGAUGUGAGGAGGAGAGACGUUCCUUUGGACAGAGAGAGGCUUGAUAAUUGGGAACAAGAAAGAUAUUGGAGAGAAACAGACCACCUUAGAGAACCCCUAGACCAGAUUUCUAGGGACGACCGGUUACCUUACCACUCUACGCUGCCUCGGGACGUAGAUAUCCGGCGCGACCCUUGGCUGGAAAGAGUUCCUGACCAAGGUUUAGAAAGAACCCUUGGCGGUGCUCUGGAAAGGUCUGAAAGACCUUUUGAAAGGGAUUACCCUAGAAUGCAUGAUGAGCUAGAAUUUCUAGGCAGAGACAGGGGUUACCCUCCCCUUCAUCGAUCUGUAUCUCCUCACCGUCCACUAUCCCCUCUCCGGCCUCGCUCUCCCCUCCCGCCCGUGGACAGAUAUUUGGAUGACCGGUGGAGAGAGGAUAGGGAGGUUUUGUUAGAGCGGGACUUCCAUGAUCGUGGGGAGCUGAGGAUUCGAGAAUAUCCAGAGAGAUCGGACUUUUGGCAGGAGGGAAGAAAUUUUCCUUGUGAACAGGUUGAAUGGGAACGCAGGGACAAUAGGUGGUAUCCACCUGAAGACAGGCCGGUGGAUCAACGGCUGGGCACCCAUCCUUCCCUAGCACCGGUCUCAUCAAAUCAUCCUGGACAGCCUGAUACGGGGAUCGCUUCGGAGCCGGAGCCCACAGCCGCUCCCGCCGGCAUGUUAGCGCUGAGCCAACGGCAGCAUGAGAUCAUCCUCAAAGCCGCGCAGGAACUCAAAAUGCUCAGGGAGCAAAAAGAACAGCUGGACAAUCUGAAACACUUUUACAACGAUCCGAAACCACGUGAAGAGGCUUCGCUGCGUCCUGGGCUGCCCGGAGCCCACAAUCGUCCCUCAGAUAUUUAUCAGCUUCCUCCUGGUGCACCACUGAAAGAUGUCGGCCCGGAAGGAGACUGUUCAGGUUCCAAGGCUGUCCCCGCUGGAGCCAGCAGCCAAGCCCCCGCGUCCGAUCGCUGGGAUGAAGACAGCUUCAGUGGCUUGUGGGAGGAUGAGAGAAGAGCCAAGGUGGCUGGGGUCCUGUCUGAUUCAGGGCAACCUGGCUCUAUGGCACAUGGACCAAAGCUGCCUGGCCUGCAGCAGACUGUGGACUAUGCCCAUGGCCGAGAUCGCCCUGUCGGGAAAGUUGAACAGGUCCCGUACGGUGAGAGAGUUGUUCUUCUUCCUGAUCCGGUGCUUGAAAGAAUUGGGCAUCCGUUCCAUAAAGAUUACCUGGAUGACAAUUAUGACAUGGAUCUCCGGGACAGAGCCUCAUACUUAGAGCGACAAAGCAAUAAAAGUAUGGAUCGGCGGGAGUAUGAAAGGGAUCGAGAGCGUGAAAUGCACAGAGAUCGUGGUCCGAGUGACCAUGAGCGGGAGCGUUUUGAUAGAGACCGUCACUCUCGGGAAAGGUCUGCCUCCUACCGGGACGGCAAGGAAAGCUUGGCCAGACGCGGCUCAGACAAACUGCCCUACAAUCGCAAGUCGGAGCGGGAUCCUUACGAACUCGCGUCUCCUGCGUUUGGAGGGGAGCGUAGAAACUAUCCGGAGGAGAAGCCAUUGCUGCAUCCACCCAUGCCUGCGCCUCGACAAGAGAAGAAACCAGAGAGCAAGAAUGUAGAUGACCUUUUAAAGAAGCCCGGCCGCGAGAGCCGGCCUGAGAGGAUUGUCGUCAUCAUGAGGGGAUUGCCAGGUAGUGGAAAAACUCACGUGGCCAAACUGAUCAGGGAUAAAGAAGUGGAAUGUGGGGGUGCUGCUCCCAGAGUUCUGAGUCUUGAUGACUAUUUUAUCACUGAAGUGGAGAAAGUUGAAAAAGACCCUGACACUGGCAAGAAAGUGAAAAAAAAGGUUAUGGAGUAUGAGUACGAGGCAGAAAUGGAGGACACGUAUCGCAGCAGCAUGUUCAAAACCUUCAAGAAGACGCUCGAUGACGGCUUCUUCCCAUUCAUUAUCUUGGACAGUAUCAAUGACCGCGUGCGACACUUUGAGCAGUUCUGGAGCGCAGCAAAGACCAAAGGAUUCGAGGUCUACGUGGCAGAGAUCAGCGCGGACACCCAGAUCUGCGCUAAGAGGAAUCUCCAUGGCCGCAAGCUAAAGGAGAUCAAUAAGAUGGCAGAUAACUGGGAAACUGCCCCUCGUCACAUGAUACGCCUGGAUAUUCGCUCCUUGCUACAAGAUGCAGCCAUUGAAGAAGUGGAAAUGGAGGACUCCGAGCCCAGCGUGGAGCCGGCAGCAGAAACAAAUCCGGAGCCGUCAGAGGAGGAGGAGAGCGAUCGGGGGUACCUUCCGAAAAGCAAGUGGGAGAUGGACACGUCGGAAGCAAAGCUCGAUAAACUGGAUGGACUUAAAGUGAACAAGAAGAAGCGAGGCUGGGAAGCGGUAGGAGGACGCAUGGAGGAUUACUUGCAGCUUCCUGACGACUAUGACUCCCGGGAGUCCGAACCUGGCAGGAAAAGGGUGAGAUGGGCUGAUCUGGAGGAGAAGAAAGACGCCGACCGUAAGAGAGCCAUUGGAUUUAUCGUCGGACAGACGGACUGGGAGAAGAUCACAGACAAAAGCGGUCAGCUGGCCGAGCGUGCGCUCAACCGCACUAAAUAUAUUUAAGAUGUUCUUUUCAGGAGGUUUCCAGGCGGCAGUCCGAUGGUUCCGUGUCUCAUUUCAUGAAAGUUUUAGUUUUGUGUUCUUUUUCUGUCGUUUUCCGGUGAAGCCUGACGAGCGGCACCAGCCAGUAACAGCUCUGCUUGUAGCCUGCGCAUGUCCCCGUUUUAUACUGUAUGUUAUGUUCAUGUAGCGCGCUGUACUGAGAUGUAAACAAUUAAAAUCUUGGACACAGGAA